Photinus pyralis (common eastern firefly) is the source of this 979-nucleotide messenger RNA. RefSeq lists its product as uncharacterized. Gene Ontology annotation, molecular function: DNA binding. Lineage: Eukaryota; Metazoa; Arthropoda; Insecta; Coleoptera; Lampyridae. The transcript is spliced from 3 exons. The coding region runs from base 200 to 979 and encodes 259 amino acids. The record is from RefSeq and is a predicted model, not a curated record. Gene Ontology annotation, biological process: DNA integration; DNA recombination.
ACAAAAGCAAUAAUUCGUUGCUAUGGGGAAUAAUAAACAACAAAAAAUUUAGUCAGAAAAUUUUCUGAAUAAUGGCAGAUUUGCAAGAACCCCUUUUUGUUCCUGAAGAAGUAAUGAAACAGGCUGAGGCAGCAUGUCUUAGUUUGCUGCCAAGAAAAUCUAAAGACAAUUACGACAAAGAGUUCCGCCAGUUUGAAGAAUGGAGGGAACAGCAAGAAGAAAAUUGGCACCUUCUUCGAUGUGGACGAAAUAUUCCAUGGUAAAAAGUACUUUGAAGGUAUAUAAGAAUGUCGACAUAUCAAAAUAUGGAAAACUGAUCAGCUAUCUGAAGAAUGAAGCAAGGACUCACAAACCUAAAAAGGCGAAGACUUUGGAAAGAGAACAUGUAGAGAAGUUUUUGACACAGGCACCUGAUAGUAAAUACUUGAUGAUAAAGGUUGCAUUGGUAAUGGGGAUAUCAGGUGCCUGUCGUUGUGAUGAAAUCACCAAACUGACAGUUGAUGAUAUUGAAGAUAAGGGAGGAUACUUAUAUGUCUCCAUACCCGACUCGAAGACAAAUGUGUCACGAAGUUUUACUAUCAUGACAGAAGGAUUCUCUAUAAACAUUCUGGACCUGUACAGGAAAUAUGUUUCUUUGAGACCCAAGAACGUUCCACACCGCAGAUUUUUCGUGAAUUACCAGAAAGAGAAAUGCACUAUCCAGGCAGUUGGUAUAAAUACCAUAUCUAAGGUACCCCAGGCAGUUGCUUCCUUCUUGAACCUACCCGAAGCCCACUCAUAUACUGGACACAGCAUGAGACGUGCGUCUGCAACUCUUCUGGCAAACGCAGGAGCCGAUAUAACAACACUUAAACGCCACGGUGGAUGGAAAUCGUCCACGGUGGCCGAAGGCUAUAUCCAAGAUUCAGUCAACAACAAAAUCGAUAUAGCCAAAAGGAUUCAAGGAGGCGCCAAAAAAAAGUCGUUGAUAUUCCGUUAG